This is a messenger RNA of Penicillium brevicompactum, 342 nucleotides long. RefSeq names its product serine-rich protein. NCBI's taxonomy places the organism in Eukaryota, Fungi, Ascomycota, Eurotiomycetes, Eurotiales, Aspergillaceae. The transcript has a single exon. The record is from RefSeq and is a predicted model, not a curated record. The coding region runs from base 1 to 342 and encodes 113 amino acids.
AUGUCAUCCUUCUUGCGCCUUCGGACGAUGUCCAAAUCCAUGCCGCUAUCUAUGCGUCGCACACCAUUACUACGAACCUAUGCCACCAAGAACGACGGCAAUGACUCCCAAACAACCCACCAACAGGACUCCCCAAAUCACCCUAUCCCCUCCAACAAGGCCCACCCAACCCUUCGCGACGGCAACCAGUCGCCCCUCGCAGACCAAGAUGGGAAUCUGAAGGACGAUCUGCCGGCAGAUGUCAAGAAGCACAACGAGGAGAUGGAAGAGCGAUAUGACAAGCCAUACAACCAUACCGGUGAUCAGGGGGAGACGGAGCCAUCAUUCAAGUCUAAGAAUUAG